This is a messenger RNA of Lonchura striata (white-rumped munia), 3445 nucleotides long. The record is from RefSeq and is a predicted model, not a curated record. NCBI's taxonomy places the organism in Eukaryota, Metazoa, Chordata, Aves, Passeriformes, Estrildidae.
GGUGCUGGGGGGUGUGGAAGGGGGGAGUCACGACCUCUGGCUCUCGGCAUUCCCGGUGGAUAAAUGAGGUGCAGGGAGGGAGUUGCUCUGAGGAUGAUGCCCGGCUCUGUCGGCAGGCAGAUCCCAGUUCCCAUGCCGUGCUUCCCUUUGCCGAGUGGGAUUUUCAAUGGCUGCAGGAAGAGUUUGCUGUUCCCUCCUGAGCUUGUGAUGCCUGUCUCCCUGGAUAUGCACUUUUCCUGAAAUCCCCUUCUGGGAGAGAAGGAUGCGCAGCGGCUGGACCACAUGCCAUGAGGUGAGUGCUGUGCCUGCUGAACUUCCCGGGACCUGCCAGCCAUGCCAGGGAUUGUCGUGUUCCGCCGGCGCUGGUCUGUGGGCAGCGAUGACCUGGUUCUGCCAGCCGUCUUCCUCUUCCUCCUUCACACCACCUGGUUUGUGAUUCUCUCGGUGGUGCUCUUCGGGCUGGUGUACAAUCCCAACGAGACGUGCUCCCUGAACCUGGUGGACCACGGCCGGGGCUAUCUGGGAAUCCUGCUGAGCUGCAUGAUCGCCGAGCUGGCCAUCAUCUGGCUGAGCAUGCGCGGGAGCAUCCUGUACACGGAGCCGCGGGAUUCCAUGCAGUACGUCCUCUAUGUCCGACUGGCGAUCCUGGUGAUUGAGUUUGUGUACGCCAUCGUGGGCAUCGUGUGGCUGACACAGUACUACACCUCCUGCAACGACAUCACAGCCAAGAGUGUCACCCUGGGAAUGGUGGUGUGCAACUGGGUGGUGAUCCUGAGUGUGUGCAUCACUGUGCUGUGUGUCUUUGAUCCCACGGGACGCACCUUCGUCAAGCUCCGUGCCACCAAGCGCCGGCAGCGCAACCUAAGGACCUACAAUCUAAGACACCGCCUGGAAGAGGGACAAGCCAGCAGCUGGACACGCAGGCUCAAAGUGUUCCUUUGCUGCACACGGACAAAGGACUCCCAGUCGGAUGCCUACUCCGAGAUCGCCUACCUUUUUGCGGAAUUUUUCCGAGACUUGGACAUCGUCCCCUCCGACAUCAUUGCAGGGCUGGUUCUUCUGCGGCAGCGGCAGCGGGCCAAGCGCAAUGCCGUGCUGGAUGAGGCAAACAAUGACAUUUUAGCUUUCCUGUCUGGAAUGCCAGUGACCAGGAACACCAAAUACCUGGAUUUGAAGAAUGCGCAAGAGAUGCAGCGGUACCGGGAGGUGUGUUACUACAUGCUCUUUGCCUUGGCUGCCUAUGGAUGGCCCAUUUACCUCAUGAGGAAGCCCACAUGUGGACUCUGCCGCCUGGCCAGAUCCUGCUCAUGUUGCUGCCUGUGCCCGUCGCGCCCACGCUACGCUCCCGGUGUCACCAUCGAGGAGGACAAUUGCUGUGGCUGCAACGCCAUCGCCAUCCGGCGCCACUUCCUGGACGAGAACAUGACCUCUGUGGACAUCGUCUACACUUCCUGCCACGAUGCUGUUUAUGAAACCCCUUUCUAUGUGGCUGUGGACCACGACAAGAAGAAGGUGGUCAUUAGCAUCCGGGGAACUCUGUCCCCAAAGGAUGCCCUGACGGAUCUGACGGGGGACGCGGAGCGCCUGCCAGUUGAGGGGCACCAUGGAACAUGGCUGGGACACAAGGGAAUGGUGCUGUCUGCUGAGUACAUCAAGAAGAAGCUGGAGCAGGAGAUGGUGCUGUCCCAAGCUUUUGGGCGGGAUUUGGGAAGAGGAACAAAACACUACGGCCUGAUUGUGGUUGGCCAUUCCCUUGGAGCUGGCACAGCUGCCAUCCUGUCCUUCCUGCUGCGUCCCCAGUAUCCAUCCCUGAAGUGCUUUGCUUAUUCCCCCCCAGGUGGGCUGCUCAGUGAGGAUGCCAUGGAGUAUUCCAAGGAGUUUGUGACUGCAGUGGUGCUUGGCAAAGAUCUGGUGCCCAGGAUUGGGCUCUCUCAGCUGGAGGGAUUUCGCCGGCAGCUUCUGGAUGUUCUCCAAAGAAGCACCAAACCAAAGUGGCGGAUCAUUGUGGGGGCUACCAAGUGCAUUCCCAAAUCCGAGCUUCCCGAGGAGCCAGAGGAGAACUCAGUGACGAGUAACCGGCUCUGGACGCAUCCCAGUGACCUGACCAUCGCCCUGAGUGCCAGCACCCCUCUGUACCCCCCCGGCCGCAUCAUCCACGUGGUGCACAACCACCCUGCUGAGCAGUGCUGCUGCUGUGAGCAGGAGGAUCCCACCUACUUUGCCAUCUGGGGGGACAACAAGGCCUUCAACGAGGUCAUCAUCUCCCCAGCCAUGCUGCAUGAACACCUGCCCUACGUGGUCAUGGAAGGGCUCAACAAGGUCUUGGAGAACUACAACAAGGGGAAAACAGCUCUGCUUUCUGCAGCCAAAGUGAUGGUGAGUCCUACGGAAGUGGAUCUCACCCCAGAGCUGAUAUUCCAGAGCCAGCCCUUGCCCAGCUGUCCCUCUGUGCAGAUCGGAACUGGAGCCAUCCCAGCGGACAGAAGGAACAGCAGUACCAAGAGCAAAUCCCAUUCAGAAAUCAGCCUGGAGGGAUUCUAUGAGACAAAGCCACUUUCUCCCGUGCAGAAGGACCCCGUGGAGCUGCUUCUCCUGGACACUAAGGAACGUCUCUCCGUGGAGCUCCAGGACCGCCGUGCUCCUCUGGCCACCAUGGAGAGCCUCUCAGACAACGAAUCCAUCUACAGCUUCGAUUCCCGGCGCUCCUCUGGUUUCCGGAGUAUCCGGGGCUCCCCCAGCCUCCAUGCGGUCAUGGAGAAGGACGAGACGCACUGCUUUUAUAUAGACCCCGUUAUCCCUGAGGAAAACCCAUCCCUCAGCUCCCGGACAGAGCUGCUGGCUGCUGACAGCCUCUCCAAGCAUUCCCAGGAGACGCAGCCUCCGGAAAACGUCCUCAACAGCGGCGGCACCACCCCCCAGCGCCGCUGCAGCGCCGAGGGCACCGGGAGCGACGGGGAGCGCGCGUCCUCGUCCCCUCGGGAAGAGCCGCCGCUCCACAACGGCCGCCUGGCCGACGUUCCCAGUCCCCAGGUGCUGGAAUUCGCCGAGUUCAUCGACAGCCUCUUCAACCUGGACAGCAAAAGCAGCUCCUUCCAGGACAUUUACUGCAUGAUGGUGUCGGACAGCUCCAGCGACUUUGCGGAGAUGCCCAAAUCCGUCAGCGACCAGGAGAUCCUGCUGAGGGCACAGUACGAGCCCAACUUAGUCCCAAAGCCCCCGAGGUUGUUUGCGGGCUCGACGGAUCCUUCGUCGGGAAUCUCCGUGUCACCCUCCUUCCCCCUUAGCUCAUCCGGAGAACUCAUGGAUAUCACUCCCACGGGUGUGAGCAGCCAGGAAUGCCUGGCCACGGAUAAAAUCCGGACUUCCACCCCCUCCGGACAUGUAACCAGCCCUGCCAAGCAGGACGACCUCAUGAUUUCGGCCCUUUAGUGCAGGGGAAAGGGGU